AUGGCCACUCCGGAGCUGAAGACAGGCCAGCAGGCCCUGCCUGCUGUUCCGUCAGUGGGAGAAGAGCCCCGGGACCAGCGCUCGGAGCCCUCCAGGAGUCCGGGGAAGAAGAAGGGCAGCUAUGCCGGGGGCAAGCCAAGAGACCACAGUUUUGGAGCACUUCAACGGAAAGGACUUGCAUGUUCUGCAGCAGCCGUGGCGGCAGCAGCAGCGGCAGCCAAGCCUUCGGACAGCAGCGGCGGCGGCAGUGGAGGCGGCGUGGGGAGCCCAGGUGCACAGGGUGCUAAGUACCCGGAGCACAACCCCGCCAUCCUGCUAAUGGGCUCAGCCAACGGCGGGCCCGUGGUCAAAACUGACUCGCAGCAGCCCCUCGUUUGGCCCGCCUGGGUCUACUGCACGCGCUACUCGGAUCGUCCGUCCUCCGGUCCGCGCACCAGGAAGCUGAAGAAGAAGAAGAACGAGAAGGAGGACAAGCGGCCGCGGACGGCGUUCACGGCCGAGCAGCUGCAGAGACUCAAGGCGGAGUUCCAGGCGAACCGCUACAUCACCGAGCAGCGGCGGCAGACCCUGGCCCAGGAGCUCAGCCUCAACGAGUCUCAGAUCAAGAUCUGGUUCCAGAACAAGCGCGCCAAGAUCAAGAAAGCCACGGGCAUCAAGAACGGCCUGGCACUGCACCUCAUGGCGCAGGGACUGUACAACCACUCUACCACCACGGUUCAGGACAAAGACGAGAGCGAGUAGCCGCCGCCGGCAGG
This is a messenger RNA of Vicugna pacos (alpaca), 755 nucleotides long. It is a transcript of the gene EN1, whose product is annotated as engrailed homeobox 1. Gene Ontology annotation, molecular function: DNA-binding transcription factor activity, RNA polymerase II-specific; RNA polymerase II cis-regulatory region sequence-specific DNA binding. Gene Ontology annotation, cellular component: nucleus. The record is from RefSeq and is a predicted model, not a curated record. Gene Ontology annotation, biological process: neuron differentiation; regulation of transcription by RNA polymerase II; multicellular organism development. Lineage: Eukaryota; Metazoa; Chordata; Mammalia; Artiodactyla; Camelidae.